Drosophila busckii is the source of this 1266-nucleotide messenger RNA. RefSeq lists its product as uncharacterized. The coding region runs from base 222 to 914 and encodes 230 amino acids. NCBI's taxonomy places the organism in Eukaryota, Metazoa, Arthropoda, Insecta, Diptera, Drosophilidae. The record is from RefSeq and is a predicted model, not a curated record. The transcript is spliced from 3 exons.
CAGGCUAAAUUUAAAUUUUCACUUUUUUUGCGGCUCUGCUUAAUAUUAUCGAUUCAUCGCAUUGUGUGCCAGCGUUGCCAGAAAACGAUUAUUUACAAAUCAGCUGCUUAUCAGUGUUACCAACUCGAUAGAGCUUUUUAAAGUAGCCAAGUCUGCCGGAAUUUAAUUGCGAAUUUAACAGCACUAUAAUAGUUACUUAAACAUCGAGCAUCUGCCAUAUCAUGACUUUAAGUGUGUGCGUCUGCGACUAUUGGCAACGACGUCACUACUACUACCAACCGGUCCAACCAAAACUGCCACCGGUGGAUGACACCGACACUUGCAACAACAACAACAAUCAGGCGUGCAAGGAACAACCCCUUGUACUACGACGUCUACAAGUGCAUUUGGAUGCCAUUACAGGCAACUAUUUGCUGCAAGAGCUACUGCAGCAGCAGGUGCUCAGGGAUCACCUGCAACAUGAGCAUGGCGUGGAGCUUGUGUGGCUGACACUGCAGCCGCCGGCGCAGGAUACCAUAGACUACAAAUUUGCAGAUAUGCUGGCGCAUACGAUCUGGGAGCACAUUGAGGUGGAGAAUCUAAUGUCCUGGCUGUCCACAUUGGGUGGAGGCUUCUCUGCCCUAGGUGAACAGUUCGAGCGCUGCGCUGAUACGGCUGGGAAAAUCUCACUACAGCAGCUGAAGAUUGGCUUGCGGCUUGGUGAUCCGUUCCUGCAAGCCCGCUGCAAGCUCUACUAUAGCAUAUCUCUGAUACAGCGUGGUCAACUGCGUCAGGCCAAGAAUAUGAUACGUGCUCAGUACAAAUUUGCUCGUGAGCACAAGGAGCAUGAUCAACGACUAAUCCGCAUGUGCCUAGGCAUCUGGCUCCGUCUACGCUUUGAGUAUCAAAUGCGAAAUGAGCGCCGAGGAGGAUAGUACACACACACACACAUACGUACAAAAGAAAACAACAUAUAUAUGUGAUUGGGAUUAAGUGCGGCGUGUUGAUUUGAUAGUUUGCUUCUGUUUAGGUUUAAGCAUAAAAUUCAUUGUUUUGCGCUUUGUGCUGUUAGCUUGUAAGCUUUAUAAUAAAUGUACACACUUGAAUAGAUUCAAUAGAUUUAUUUAUAUAAUAAUAUAUUUAUGUAUGUAUAUUUACGUAUCAAAUGCGUAUUUAACACCCUUUCAACUUCAACUGCGCUUGGCCGGCACCAAUGAACGCAAAACUUUUCUUUUCAAUUGCCAAUUUAUCAAACAAUUUCAAUUUUUUACUUAAGCUAUGCAGUUG